This is a messenger RNA of Leucoraja erinaceus (little skate), 6311 nucleotides long. RefSeq names its product catenin delta-2-like. Gene Ontology annotation, cellular component: nucleus; cytoplasm; adherens junction. The transcript is spliced from 26 exons. The coding region runs from base 383 to 4219 and encodes 1278 amino acids. The record is from RefSeq and is a predicted model, not a curated record. Gene Ontology annotation, biological process: dendritic spine morphogenesis; cell-cell junction assembly; cell-cell adhesion. NCBI's taxonomy places the organism in Eukaryota, Metazoa, Chordata, Chondrichthyes, Rajiformes, Rajidae. Gene Ontology annotation, molecular function: cadherin binding.
UCUGCAUCUCGCUCUCCCUGCCCUGUCUUGCCGGGCGGAUGCUGAUGUUGCUCUGCUUUCCUCCUCCUCGCAGCUUUCACUCAUUUCCCCUGAUAGGAUGAUGCCAAUGCGUCUUCUCUAGGAUUUUUUUGUUGUUCUUCUUCUUUCUUGUUUUAAAAAAAUAUUCAAAGAGCGACAGUGAAGAGCCACACACAUCAAACACCGCUCCACCCACCCACCCCCGUCUGCCGUCACCUGGACUCGAUAAAUGAAAUUGUGGACUUGAAAUGGUCUCCACAGGAUGAAAAGUUAGAAGACCCGAGAGAACAUCAAAUCAAACAAAGCAGGAGGAGCAUGUGAAUGGCCACAAACACCUUCGCUAAUUCUGACACCAUUCCUACUCAUGGCUUUGCCAACUGCAGGAGGAGUUAUGCCAGUUCCAGAGCAGCCAUCUGCAUCUGAAAAAAACAACUUGCUGAGCCCAAUGCUGACUGCUUCUAAUGGAGAUGGCUCUGAGCCAGAGACCACUUCUGCUAUUCUGGCUUCAGUCAAGGAACAGGAGCUGCAGUUUGAAAGAUUAACCAGAGAGCUGGAGGCAGAGCGUCAGAUUGUUGCCAGCCAGUUGGAGCGAUGCAAACUGGGAUCGGACACGGGCAGCAUGAGCAGCAUUAGUUCUACAGAGGAUUCCUUUCGUUGGCACAUACAAGAUGCACAGAAAGGUGCGGAUGAUGAAAUUGCCAGUGGCUUGGAGCUAGUGGACUCCUGCCUACGGUCCCUGCAAGAGUCGGGUAUACUGGAUCAUCAUGAAUACUCUUCCAGUGAAGGGCCCAGUCUUCUCUCCCAGAGUGCCUCGCAGAACAAUGCCAACCCAGACGGGUCCUACCAGUAUUCGGGCAACUACCACAGCACCCAGACCCUCUCCCGAGGUGACUCAACUACAUCACAACUCUCCGGGAGGACAUCGAGCGGGCAGGUUGGAGCCAGUGUUGGCAUUCACAGCUAUGGGCAGGUUAACCGGGCAGGUGACAGCAGUCGUACAUCAGGGUCGGAGUCGUCCCCAUCCCACGCCACACCACAGUCAAGGGACACCUUCGUACCGAGCCACGCCAGCGCAUUCCGCCUGCCAGAGGCACAGCAUCCAUCUUCGGUCUACUACGUCAGUGCCACGCUGCCCGCUCAGCGAGUGAGCUCGCCCAUGUCCCUCCAGAGGACUGGCUCACCGCCCAAGCUCCAGAGGGCAGGCUCGGCCGCGGAGAGCGGGGUCUACACCACCCAGCGGAUGGCCUCGCCCAAGCAGACGGCCUCCCCCAGCCGCCUGUCCAAGUCCUACAGCACCAGCUCGCCAGUCAACAUCGCCGUGUCCUCCGCCACGCUCUCUCCCUCCCCGCCGGCCAACGCCGUCACCUCGCCCGCGCACCAGCCCAGCUCAGCCCAGCCCAGCUACGCCACGCUCUCGCCCACCAAGCGCCUCACCCACACCUCUGACCCAUACAGCAAACACCCUCAGGAGCUGUACGAGAGGAGUACGCUGCAGAGGCCCGGCAGCCUGGCAGCUAGCUCUCGUGCCUCCUACAGCAGCCAACAUGGGCACCUGGGCCCAGACCUGCGCCCGCUGCAGUCUCCAGAGCACCACAUUGACCCCAUAUAUGAAGAUAGAGUUUAUCAAAAGCCCCCUUUGAGGAGUCUCAGUCAAAGUCAAGGAGACCCGCUCCAGGCAUCUCUCACAGGGACUUAUCGCACUAGUACAGCCCCGUCCUCCCCUGCUGUUGACUCCGUACCCUUGCAGCGCACGGGCAGCCAGAACACAGCCACCUACCAGAGGUCAAGCUACGCCACUGGACCAGCGGCCAACUACGGAGACCCUUACCGGACACUCCAGUAUUGUCCCUCAGUGGAUUCACCAUACAGCAAGUCUGGGCCUGCCAUCCCACCAGAGAGCACCCUGGCACGAUCACCUUCCAUCGACAGCAUUCAGAAGGAUCCCAGAGUUCAACAAAGCAGCAUACCCUGCAGGAAGUGGCGGUCUGGCCCAACCCAGCGUGCAGUACCUGAAACACCAGGGAAGAGAUGUGAGAGAAGAUGGCACACCUUAAUGAAGCUGCCAAGGGAGUUUGGUUGGCGGGAUCCUGAGUUGCCAGAGGUUAUCCAGAUGUUGCAGCAUCAGUUCCCUUCAGUGCAGUCCAAUGCAGCAGCCUACCUGCAGCACCUGUGCUUUGGAGACAAUAAAAUCAAGGCCGAGAUAAGAAGACAAGGUGGAAUCCAGUUGCUGGUAGACCUGUUGGACCAUCGGAUGCAAGAAGUGCAUCGCAGUGCCUGUGGAGCCCUGAGGAAUCUGGUGUAUGGAAAGGCAAACGAUGACAACAAAAUCGCCUUGAAAAACUGUGGUGGGAUCCCAGGGUUGGUGCGACUCCUACGGAAGACUCCUGACGUGGAGAUCAGGGAACUGGUUACAGGUGUCCUGUGGAACCUGUCAUCAUGCGAUGCACUAAAGAUGCCAAUUAUCCAGGAUGCCCUUGUUGUGCUCACCAAUGCAAUCAUCAUUCCACACUCUGGCUGGGAUAUUUCGCCUCACCAGGAAGACCGGAAAAUUCAGCUCCACACAUCAAUGGUCCUGCGGAACGCCACUGGGUGCCUCAGGAACGUGAGCUCAGCUGGAGAAGAAGCCCGGAGAAGGAUGAGAGAAUGCGAUGGCCUCACAGACGCGUUGCUGUUCGUGAUUCAGUCCGCUCUGGGGAGCAGCGAGAUUGACAGCAAGACGAUAGAGAACUGUGUCUGCAUUCUGCGGAACCUUUCUUACCGGCUGGCAGCAGAGACGGCCCAGGGGCAGCAGAUGGGCACGGACGAGUUUGACGGUCUGCUCUGCAGCGACAGUAACGGCAAGGACAGCGAGAGCUCGAGUUGUUGGGGCAAGAAGAAGAAGAAAAAGAAGGGCCAGAACCAGUGGGAUGGUGUUGGACCUCUCCCGGAAGCGGCAGACCCACCAAAGGGUAUCCAGCUCCUGUGGCAUCCCUCUAUAGUCAAACCCUACCUCACACUUUUGUCAGAAUGCUCAAAUCCAGAUACUCUUGAAGGAGCAGCAGGAGCCUUACAGAACCUGGCAGCAGGGAGCUGGAAGUGGUCCAUAUACAUCCGUGCAGCGGUGCGCAAGGAAAAAGGCUUGCCCAUUCUAGUGGAGCUGCUGCGUAUAGACAAUGACCGCGUGGUUUGUGCUGUUGCCACUGCGCUGCGGAACAUGGCCUUGGAUGUCAGGAACAAGGAGCUCAUCGGGAAAUAUGCCAUGCGAGAUCUCGUUCACCGUCUGCCAGGCGGCAGCAACAACACCGGCACUGGGACCAGCACCAUUAGCAAAACCAUUUCCGACGAGACGAUUACUGCCAUUUGCUGCGCUCUGCAUGAAGUCAUUACCAAAAAUAUGGAAAAUGCCAAGGCCUUGCGGGACUCUGGAGGGAUUGAGAAGCUCAUUGGCAUCGCCAAGAGUAAAGGAGACAAACACUCGCCCAAGGUGGUGAAGGCAGCAUCUCAGGUCCUGAACAGCAUGUGGCAAUAUCGAGAUCUAAGGAGUCUUUACAAGAAGUCUAAUUGGCAAGAUGGAGGUCCAUCAGGAGGGAAGCCAGCAGCACAAGGCCCCAACCAAGAUGAACAGGACGGAUGGUCUCAGUAUCAUUUUGUGGCCACAUCUUCUACAAUAGAACGAGACAGGCAGAGACCCUACUCUUCGUCACGCACUCCCUCCAUAUCACCAGUCAGGAUGUCCCCGAACAAUCGCUCAGCGAGUGCCCCAGUUUCUCCGCGAGAGAUGAUUAACUUAAAAGAGAGAAAGUCUGACUAUGACACAACCGGGACCAACUCUGGCUACCAUGGGAGCAAAGGGGAACACACCUCCAGAAAAGAUACUGUUCCAGCUCAGCUCUCUGUCGUGGCUGGAUCAGGCUACAGGAACUCCUAUGCUACUCCAGUUGAGGCUAUCAAGCACAACCAGGUUUCAUCACAACCUGUUGCACAGGAACCCAGUAGAAAAGACUAUGACACUUAUCAACCCUAUCAAAACUCUACAGGAAAUUAUGAUGACUCUUUCUUUGAAGACCAAGUGCACAGUCGCCCAGCAACCAGUGAAUACAACAUGCAUCUCGGCCUGAAAUCAACAGGCAAUUAUGUUGAUUUCUAUUCUGCCGCACGUCCCUAUAGUGAGUUAAACUACGAAACAAGCCACUAUCCAGCCUCACCUGAUUCUUGGGUCUAAGCAGAGGUGGCAGAUACUCAAGAAAAAAAAGACCCUGGGAACUGUGCAUGUGCAUGAAUAUCACAAGACAUUUUUCAGCAAGUCUUAGACUGUCAGAGGUCUGUUCCCUAAGACAGUCAUUGGGUGAAGUGUGGUAGAUGGUGGUCGGAUGGAUAAGUACUGAGAGAAAUGCAAGUGACAUUCAGCUCAUAUGAAGGAAAUGGAAGAUUUGCUCACCAGAGAGCAGGGGUUAUGGGUGUGGUGGGAAAUGAUUAAAAGUUCCUGGUGUGUAUACAGAGGAGGGUGGUUGGGGAGGGGAGGGAGGGGGGAAUACUAUUAUUCAUGUGCAAAGAAAAUGGCAUUGUGGACAGCAGUGAAAGUUGGCAAUGGAAAGUGGCUGAAAGUGACAGGAGGGAAAUGGGAGAGACCAAGUCAAAGGUCAAGCACAAGAGCUUGAAUGUGUUUACACUUGUUACGGGGACAGUCUGUCACCUCUUGAAGACCAACAUUCUCGUGUGUCACAGCUUGUAGUUUUCAGUCCGGUUUUCUUCUGUACAGCAAGACCAUUUCUCUCGCCGCCUGCCUGGGUUCAUUUUUUUUCAUUUUAAUGCUUUGUUGUGAAGUAUUGGAUGUACAUUACUGAUCAAUGAGAGCAUUGUGUCCAUUACAGCAAUGCCAAAGUACUCCUUCUGUCUCUUGUUCUUAAUACUAUUUUAAUUACGAACAACAAAAGUGUAAGCGAGUUUGAGCAGAUGUGUGAAUUUCCAAGUUUUCUUUUUUAUGAAGUAACUAACUGAAGGAAGUAUUUAGCAGUAUUGUUUGUUCUGGUAUGUGGAAUUGUUUGUGUGGUCACUAACUGAAAACCCCAUCAGUCGCUAAUAUCAUGAGCAUCAUUUCACAAGCUCAUUUGAUGAGACACGCGCUCUCUCUCUCUCUCUCUCUCUCUCUCUCACUGCCUAAAGUUUUAGAUGUAGAUAUUUGAAGACAAUUUUUCAUUUAUACCAGUUUUGUUUAUGACAAUACAGUGUUAACAGUAAAUAAAUGAAGUUGUCAUCCAUGUUUGUAAAAAAAUAUUCAGGAAAAAAUAAUUUUUUCCCAUGUUUCUUUCUCUUGAUACAAAAUCAACAAUAGUUCCAAUGUGCCAUAAAGUCUGUCCGUGUCAAUCUGCAGUAUCCCUUUUCAGGCCUAAAUCAGACUGAAUUUAAGAAAAAGACUUGGGCAAGUGGAUAAGAGGUAAUACUAACCUAAUAUAUCAAGAGGGAGGUCCAUAGGAUCCGAUGGAACACUGGUUUUACACUCUACCUAUUAUUGUUUUAAUUCGUUUUCAAAACACCCCAUGUAAAAUGACAUUGACUAUAACACCCACCCUAAUGUCACUUAAUUACCUUAAUUACACUAAAAAGAAAAAGGGUGGAGUAUGGUGUAAAAUCACCAUUGCACUUAAUCUCAUGGGUUUUCAGGUGGGCGGCUUCAGUUAAAAGUGAAUUCCUCACUUCAAGCCUUUAAUGAGCAUGUGUUGAUGUGUAUGCCCAAACCAUAGAGCUCCUGAUCUUGAUUUGGAAACAUUCGAGUCAUUUUACAACAUACCUGGGAUUGACAUAGAGACUCAAGGGUUUUAUUGUAUUUGACGUGCUGUGCUGCGGUCCAUGGAAACAAGUACCUUUUUCAAAGGAUUGCAUUAUAUAUUAAGAAACACUGAAGGGUGGUGGUGUACUGAAAGAUAUGUUCUAUUUAGCUGUGAUUCAAAGUUACCUGUGUAGGCAGAUGUAAAAGGUAUACUGCCCUCUUUAAAAUAACAUUGUUUUUGAGAAUAGUGCAGCAGUACUCAUUGGUGCCAAAUGAGAAGUAAAAAAAAUGCUUCAAAUUCUAAUUGUAGGAAAAAAUACUCUGAAAAUCGAUGGGUAGCUAAUUGUCCUGCUGGCAGUUUGUAGAUGUAGAUAGACAAGAUUUAAAUUUGUUAAAUGCUUUUUACAGUGUGUUUUGUCAACAAUGAAGAAAAAAGGGUAAAUGGCAUUCUUGGUUAUAUGGAGAUUAUAUAGCCUUUAAACUGCAGUCUUGAAAGAAAACUGGGUGAUGUGAUUUAAAAAAAAUAAACUGAUGCUAUUAAACAUUU